Molecule: messenger RNA, 1341 nt
Organism: Tuber aestivum (summer truffle)
Lineage: Eukaryota; Fungi; Ascomycota; Pezizomycetes; Pezizales; Tuberaceae
Source: the annotation of a GenBank genome assembly
AUGCGCCCCUUCCUCCGCCCAUUCCCCCCCCUCGCACGCAUCCGCACCCACAAACUCCCAAAGCCGCACUUCCACUUCCACUUCCACUCCCGGAGGAGCGUCCACAACCCCGCCGACGACCCAAACUUCGUCUCAAUCCUCGACCAGCCCGCAACCCUCGUCCGCGCCGGGGGGAGGAAGAAGCACGGCGCCGGUCUGCUCCUCCUCGCCGCGAUCCCGAUAACCGCCUUCGCCCUGGGGACCUGGCAGGUGCAACGACUGGGCUGGAAGACCGACCUGAUAACCGCCCACACCUCCCGCAUCCUCUCGCCGCCGCUGCCGUUACCGCCGCGGGUGGACGUGGACCAGAUACCCUCCUUCGAUCACCGCCGCGUCCUUGCUACCGGCCGCUUCCGCCACGACCAGGAGAUGCUCAUCGGGCCGCGGGUGCGCGAGGGGCGGGAUGGGUACUUUGUCGUCACGCCGCUGGAGCGCGCGGGCGGGGGGAGUAAGGUGCUGGUCAAUCGUGGGUGGAUUGCGAAGGGGAAGAGGGCGCAUCGGGAUCGGUGGCCGGAGGGUCUGCCCGGUGGGGAGGUUACGGUCGAGGGGCUUAUCAGGAGUCCUUGGAAGAAGAAUCUCUUCACGCCGGACAACGUGCCGGAGAGGGGGGAGUUCUACUUUCCGGAUGUGGAGGGGAUGGCCAGGCUGGUUGGGGCUCAGGCGGUUUGGAUAGAGGAGACGGUGGAGCCGGAUUUUGUGGUUUCUUUGGAGAAUGUGGAGAAGGGGGUGCCCAUUGCUAGAACUGCAGAGGUGAAUUUGAGGAAUAAUCAUAUGCAGUAUAUUGUUACUUGGUAUGUAACCUUCCCCCCCCCCUCUCUCUGCAAGGGGGAUGGACGAUGCUAACUAAUGGUUACAAUUCAGGUACGGCCUCGCCCUCGCCACCUCAGUAAUGUUCUACAUGCUCGUUCGCAAACCCCCACCAGACAUCGCAAAGAGAGUCCGGCACAGCACAGACUGGUCAUGAACGGCGAUAACAGGAAGAGAAAAAAAGAAAAGAAAAAAGAAUAGCAGUAUACAUUGUAUUUUCAGUCCAUUAUUAGAGAUUAAGGUUCUGGUGCAUCUAUUCCUCCUUCCCCUUCUCCUUCUCCUCCUCCUCCUCCUCGACAGCUUGCAAGCUCGGUCUUUGCCGCUGCCGCCGACGGGGCCGAACUUUACUCACGGGCAUGCGAAUCUCCUGGAGUAGCUCUCUGGGCAAAUGGCGUUGGGCAAGGGAAAAGGCCGUGGUCUGAGAGUUGAGCUGGCGUUGCCUGUUGUCACAUUUGUAAAUACCCAUCAAUAAAUAAAUAAAUAAAUAAAUAAAUA